This is a messenger RNA of Heteronotia binoei (common prickly gecko), 545 nucleotides long. It is a transcript of the gene ATP5MG, whose product is annotated as ATP synthase membrane subunit g. NCBI's taxonomy places the organism in Eukaryota, Metazoa, Chordata, Lepidosauria, Squamata, Gekkonidae. The record is from RefSeq and is a predicted model, not a curated record. The transcript is spliced from 3 exons. Gene Ontology annotation, molecular function: proton transmembrane transporter activity. Gene Ontology annotation, biological process: proton motive force-driven ATP synthesis. The coding region runs from base 20 to 484 and encodes 154 amino acids.
GCGAGGGCGGCCGUUGCGCAUGCGCAUCCUUCCCCGCCCGCUGCGGAGGUCGCCGAGACGCCCGUCCGGAAGGAAGCAGCUCGGGAGUGUGUGCGCAGGCGCGCGGCGUCCGCAGGCUGAAAGGAGCGCCGGGCAGGCAGGCCUGACCUUGAGGGCGAGGAUGGCGCAGGCCGCGCAGAGGCUGGCCAAGAGGGUGGUCACGCAGGCCCCGCAGGCGCUCUCCGCCGCCGUCGCCUACUCCAGGCCGCGCCUGGCCACCUUCUGGCACUACGCGCGGGUGGAGCUGGCCCCGCCGAUGCCCGCCGACAUCCCCAGGGCCGUCGACAGCAUGCGGGGCCUGGCCAGGAGCUUCCAGGCAGGCCGCCUCAAGCACCUCACCGUCAAGGAAGCUCUGAGGAACGGCUUGGUGGCUACUGAAGUGCUGAUGUGGUUUUACAUUGGCGAGAUCAUAGGCAAACGUGGCCUAAUUGGAUACAAUGUUUGAAAGUCCUUUGCUGUCGAGUCUGUGCUGUAAUCAUAUUAAAUUAUGAUGCUAAGAUCAGUAA